UGCGCGGCCAAAACAUGGCCGUCGCCGCCGCUGUCUCGCGUCCAACGCGCGUCGCUUUUGUUUCAGGCUGAGGGGGUUUCCUAACGCACGAUCAUCGACGCGGAUUAAGUUGUGGGGGGCGCGGAGGGGGGCAGCCAUGGGAUUCCUGAAGCUGAUCGAGCUGGAGAACUUCAAGUCGUACAAGGGCAAGCAGAUCAUCGGGCCCUUCAAGCGCUUCGCUGCGAUCAUUGGGCCCAAUGGCUCGGGUAAAUCAAACUUGAUGGACGCCAUCAGCUUCGUCCUGGGCGAGAAAACGAGCAACCUCCGUGUGAAGACCUUGAAGGAUCUGAUUCAUGGCGCUCCCGUGGGCAAACCGGCCGCCAACAAGGCGUACGUGAGCAUGGUGUACGCAGAGGACAACGGAGAGGAGAAAAUAUUCACCCGCUACAUCAUCGGAUCUUCCUCCGAGUAUCGGAUCAAUUCCAAGGUGGUGCAGCUGCAGGAGUACAGUUCUGAGCUGGAGAAGUUGGGCAUCCUCAUCAAAGCACGCAACUUCCUCGUCUUCCAGGGCGCGGUGGAGUCGAUUGCGAUGAAGAACCCCAAGGAGCGCACGCAGCUCUUCGAGGAGAUCAGUCGCUCGGGGGAGCUCGCGGCGGAGUACGAGCGCCGCAAGCGGGAGAUGAUGAAGGCUGAGGAGGACACGCAGUUCAACUACCACCGCAAGAAGAACAUCGCCGCCGAGCGCAAGGAGGCCAAGCAGGAGAAGGACGAGGCGGAGCGGUACCAGCGGCUGAAAGACGAGCUGGCGCGCGCGCACGUGCAGCUGCAGCUCUUCAAGUUGUACUACACGGAGCAGGAGAUCGAGCGGCUCAACAAGGACCUGACCGUGCGCAACCGCGACAUCGACAAGGAGACCCGGCGCAUCGAUCGUGUCGAGGAGGAGAUGAAGGGGCGCAAGAAGGAGGUCGGCAAGCUGACGCGCGAGCAGCAGCAGGUCGAGAAGGAAAUCAAGGAGAAGGACUCGGAUCUGAACCAGAAGCGCCCGCAGUACAUCAAGGCGAAAGAGAACACGGCGCACAAGCUGAAGAAGUUGGAAGCGGCGCGCAAGUCGGUGCAGAACGCGCAGAAGCAGUACAUGAAGCACAAGGCGGACAUCGACGAGCUGGAACUGGAGCUGGGCGGCGUGGAGAAGGCUCGGCAGGAGUUUGAGGAGCGCAUCGAGGAGGAGAGCCAGAGCCAGGGCCGAGACCUGCAACUCGAGGAGUCGCAGGUGAAGGUGUACAACAGCUUGAAGGAGGAGGCCAGCAAGAGGGCGGCCGUGCUUGCGCAGGAGUUGGAGAAGUUUAACCGGGACCAGAAGGCCGAUCAGGACCGCCUGGAUCUGGAGGAGAGGAAGAAGGUGGAGACCGAGGCGAAGAUUAAGCAGAAGCUGCGCGAGAUUGAGGAAAACCACAAGCGAGUGGAGAAGCUGGAGGAGUACAUCGUGACCAGCCGGUCUUCGCUGGAGGAGCAGAAGAAGCUGGAAUCGCAGCUGACGGAGGAGGUGGAGACAGCCAAGCGUCGAAUCGAAGAGAUCAACAGUGAACUCAACCAGGUGAUGGGGCAGCUCGGAGAUGCGCGCAUCGACCGGCAGGAGAACAGCCGGCAGCAGAGGCGAGUGGAGAUCAUGGAGAGCCUCAAGCGCCUGUACUCCAGCUCCGUGUAUGGACGGCUCAUCGACCUGUGCCAGCCAACACAGAAGAAAUACCAGAUCGCCGUAACCAAGGUGCUGGGCAAGAACAUGGAUGCCAUCAUCGUGGAUUCGGAGAAGACCGGCCGAGACUGCAUCCAGUACGUGAAGGAGCAGCGCGGGGAGCCUGAGACCUUCCUUCCCCUCGACUACCUGGAGGUGAAGCCGACGGACGAGAAGCUGCGCGAGUUGCGCGGGGCGAAGCUGGUGAUCGACGUGAUUCGCUACGAGCCGCCGCAGAUCAAGAAGGCGCUGCAGUACGCCUGCGGCAACUCGCUCGUGUGCGAGAACGUGGAGGACGCCCGUCGCAUCGCGUUCGGCGGACCGCAGCGCCACAAGGCCGUAGCGCUGGACGGCACGCUCUUCCAGAAGUCGGGCGUGAUCUCUGGUGGCGCCAGCGACCUCAAGGCCAAGGCGCGCCGCUGGGAUGAGAAGGCCGUGGACAAGCUCAAGGAGAAGAAGGAGCGUCUCGCCGAGGAGCUCAAGGAACAAGUGAAGAGUAAGCGGAAGGAAGCGGAGUUGCGCCAGGUGCAGUCACAGUCGCACGGGCUGCAAACGAGGCUCAAGUACACGCAGAGUGACUUGGAACAGACUCGCAACAAGCAUCUGGCCAACAACAUGCAGGAGAAGUCCAAGCUGGAGAGCGAGCUGGCCAACUUUCAGCCUCGCAUGAACGAGAUCAAACGCAGCAUCACGGCCCGCGACCAGGAGACCAAACUCAUCAUCGAGAAGAUGAACCAGGUGGAAGACGAGAUAUUCGAGGAGUUCUGCCGGGAGAUUGGGGUGCGCAAUAUCCGCGAAUUCGAGGAGGAGAAGGUCAAGAGGCAGCAGGAGAUCGCCAAGAAAAGGUCAGAGUUUGAGAACCAGAAGACACGCCUGGGCAUCCAGCUGGAGUACGAGCGCACGCAGCUCAAGGAGGACCAGGACAAGGUGACCAUGUGGGAGGACGCGGUCAAGAAGGACGAGACAGAGGUGGAGAAACUCAAGAAGGAGGAGCAGCGGCACAUGAAGAUAAUCGACGAGACCAUGGCUCAGCUGCAGGACCUGAAGAACCAGCUGCUCUCGAAGAAGUCCGAGGUGGCCGACAAGACGCACGAGAUGGAGGAGAUCCGCAAGAAGCUCGGCGGCUUCAGCAAGGAGAUGACGCACUUGCAGAAGGAGGUGACGGCGAUCGAGACGAAGAUUGAGCAGAAGCGGAGCGACCGCCACAACCUGCUGCAGGCGUGCAAGAUGCAGGACGUGCGACUGCCCAUGCGGCACGGCACCAUGGACGACAUUUCGCAGGAGGAGGGAGUUCAGGGCUCGUCGCAGACCGACACCGAAACGAGCGGCAGCUCCCAACGCAGUUCGAACAUGUACGCGCGCGAAGCUCUCAUCCAGAUCAACUACAACGAACUCAACGACGACCUCAAGGAUCUCUCGUCGGAUGAGGAGAUAAAGGGCGAACUGAACGGGCUGGAGCACAAGGUGACGGAGCACCAGAAUAUCAUGCAGCGCAUCUCGGCGCCCAACAUGAGAGCCAUGGAGAAACUUGAGAGCGUGCGGGACAAGUUCCAAGAGACCGCCGAUGAGUUCGAGGCGGCGAGGAAACGAGCAAAGAAGUCGAAGCAGGCAUUUGAGCAGAUCAAGAAGGAGCGCUUUGACCGAUUCAAUGCCUGCUUUGAGGCCGUGUCGACCAACAUCGACGAGAUCUACAAGGCUCUGUCCCGCAACGCCAGUGCGCAGGCGUUCCUGGGGCCAGAGAACCCGGAAGAGCCGUACCUCGAUGGAAUCAACUACAACUGCGUGGCGCCCGGGAAACGCUUCCGGCCCAUGGACAACUUGUCAGGCGGGGAGAAGACUGUUGCUGCACUGGCACUGCUGUUUGCCACGCACAGCUACAAGCCCGCUCCGUUCUUCGUCUUGGAUGAGAUUGACGCGGCCCUGGAUAACACCAACAUCAGCAAGGUUGCCAAUUACAUAAAGGAACAGUCGGUGGAGAACUUCCAAGCGAUCGUGAUCUCACUGAAAGAAGAGUUCUACACUCGGGCGGAUGCGCUUGUGGGCGUCUACCCAGAGCAAGGGGAUUGCGUGAUCAGCAAGGUGCUUACCUUUGACCUGACGCAGUACCCGGAGCCCGGCGGAGACGCAGAUGCGGACGCCAUGGUGCAGGCAUGAUGACGGAAGAAACACGAAAAUGAUUAUGAUGACACACAAGACGACUCCACUUAAAGUUUGAAGAAGAGGAGGCCCAUUAGAUAUUGAAUUACAAAUUUCUGCCUUGAUCUCAUCCGCCUAUCAUGUGCUGAAGAACUCUCAAAUAAAAGAUUUUUUAAGCAUUACAGUGCAAACAUCAUUCUGCAAGUUACGUAAAUAAUUUGCUAAAUAUGUGACUUGAGAUGAUUGUUUUUAAUUGGCCUGCUAAUCGUGACAGUGUUGGAGAGUAUGAGGGGCGUUUGUUCGAUCUUGUUUAUCAGUCGCAAUUGGGCUUGUUUGCCUGCUGGGCAAAACAGGAACUUACAAUUCCUUUGCACCUCAUCGUUGUCGUCUAGAGGCUUUUGUGGCCUUCCCUUGGCCUGAAUGGUCACAGCACAGAAAACCGCAGCUUACGUCACCACCAUUAUGCUCAUUAAAUGCGGUGACGUCAUUGCUGCUUUGACAGCUUGCAGUGUUUUACCGUUGUUUUUUUAAACUUGCGCUGUGAAUAGAGAAACGUUGAACUUGUUAACAUUCUGGCUGGGAUUUUACUUUUACUGGAGAUCGGGCGAGUGGGUAGGAGACGGAGAGCCCUUUUGUACAGAGAUCGUGAAGUUGACAGCGACGUUUUUUUUACGACGGCGUUGGCCCUGGACUGUAUAAUACAGUUGACUGGAAGCAGAUUAAUUUGGGUGGCGCGGGGCCUUAGAGAAUCGUUUCUGCUAAUGUCAUUUUAACAAAAGAUAAACUCGCGUUUGAAUUUUUUUUUCUUGAACAUCGCAAUGAAACGUAUUCUCAGCAGUGGUCGCAGUGAGACUGGUGUAUGCCAAAGCAUGUUCCAGCGUCGUGUGAAUAUUAAAACUGCUUCUGGCCAGGAGCAGUUCCUACUUGUCCACUGCUGUGACCACCUUGCAGGUGGUUUAUCGUCUGCAGACAGGGCUCAUUUAGCGUGGGCAGAGUCAACCAUGACCAGGAUUCUAACUCUCAAUCGCUUGUCCCGGUUAGGUUUAUGGUACCAGCCAUAACACAGCUGUCCGGGAUGAUUGUCAAAUCAACGAGCAGUUUUCAUGUUGUUAAUUUCGAAUACGUAGCUUAAAAAAGUUGUUUUUUUGCGGGAGUGUUUGUAUUGUUUUAUUUAGUGGGUUUGUGCGUGACUGUUCGAGAAAUCAUGGUUGUUAUGGUGUUCAUGACUGCCCAUCCCCAUAACUGCCCUCGCUGCAUUAACAUUUCCGGUUUCUUGGCAAUUGGUGGUGAUUUAACAUUUCACGGUCUGGAUCCGGAGUGGUGUAAAUGCACAGGCUGAUGAAGGAAGAUGCACCACCGUCAUUAACAAACACUGCUUUCCGUGACGAGAUGAGAAUUACGCAAGACGUAUUUUUGAACAACAAGCCUGGCUUUAAAAGCAAAAUACAAUGUCUCCAUAAUCAAAUGAACUUCGAGCUAACGCUUUUCCCUUUUGACAGCCCUGAGCUUGGAGUGGAAAUUCCAUAUUCCGAUGGCAGUGGUCAAAUAGGACAGCUAAUGUUCUGAAGAGAGCAUUUGUCAAAAGCGUAUCUGAUCACGCAUCGGCUUGGAAGGCAGUGUUUGUGAUGUGGACGAUGAUGGGUUUUAUCCCGUGCUUAAGUUGGCUUGCAAGGUGCAUUGACACGAGACGUCGCUACGUGUGAAGAAAAUGAGUGUUGAUAUUAAGUUGACGGAAAUGCCUGGCUAUGCUUCGUGGGGUUGAGGCAUCUGCCGUAAUUGCGCGCCUAUCGUGCCGUUACGUAACUUCAAAGUGGCCUUGUAUGCCACCGUCCCAUUCACAGUAGUUGAUUGUCGACGUGAGAGCGAGAGCCCUUGAAUUGUACAAUAAAGCCGUGACUAACGACUGCUGCGUGGGCGGGCGGGUGACCGGAUCCUCAAGUUAUCGAUCGUGCAUAGGCUUGUAACAAAUCUCCCCGUCUUACAAAAAAUAAUAAUUUUUAAUUAGAUUUUUGUUGGUCACAAGAGCGAAGACCCGUAACAGAACGCCCGAUGCCACAACAACCGUACGCGGAUAUAUCCGCCAGGCCUAUCUACCAGACUCGUUCUCUUUAGUAUGGGGGGGGGGGGGGGCGAACAGUCAACCCAGUGAAUCCCCCCGUAUUGCCACGUAAUUAAUGGUCAUUUGGGGCCACGAUUCUUUCGAGGGCUAUUUGAUUCGUACGGUUUGGAUUUGCACUCUGGCCCGUGCGUCUACAAGUUACAAUCUCUCGCUCUUUUAGCUUAAAAAAAAGUUCACAUUUGCGAAUGCAUUUUUUCGUAUCAAUCAUAGACAAUCUUAUCAAACCAUUCUUUCAUCGCACGAAUCAUGAACAAUUGAAUUUCUAAAUCGUCGAUCAUGUGCCUGUAUUUAACAACGUGUAAGUUUUUGUCCGAGUGGGUUUGGCUGACACUAGGGGCACUCGCAAAGAAGAGGUUUCUAUCGUGCUGCCAUUUUCCCUGUAAACUCUGGUCCCCUAACCGCAAUGCUGACAUAACGUAGCCCAUAUUUAAAAUCUAUGUUGAAAACAUUUCUUUAGAACUGCUUUUUGCCGCACCUCCGAUUAGCACGGUUGGCUACAUAGGGUGCAAAGGAAGUUCAACACGUACAUUUACACGAAGAGCUUGCCUGUGAAUUGCAGCUUUGUUGUGCUAUGUGAAUGUGAUGUUGGAUUUUAUUAAGUUUCCCACUAUUACUCAAUGUAUCUGUCAUCAGGUUCUAUUCAUAGGUCAAAAUAGCAGGUGUCCAUAUCCAAGUACAACACGAGUCCUAAAGCCGAGUACUCGCUUACCCUUCUGUUAAGUUUUGUAUCAUGGCCUUGUUAUUAUAGUUUUGAAAAUGGUUAGAAGUAUGAUGUGAAUCGUGUAAACAUGUUUGUAGUGAUUUGAAUGAGCUUACCCGAGUGUAUUAAUAAAACAUGAAUCGUUUUCUGGCA
Lethenteron reissneri (Far Eastern brook lamprey) is the source of this 6819-nucleotide messenger RNA. Its product is annotated as structural maintenance of chromosomes protein 1A-like. Gene Ontology annotation, biological process: sister chromatid cohesion. Gene Ontology annotation, molecular function: ATP hydrolysis activity; protein binding; ATP binding. The record is from RefSeq and is a predicted model, not a curated record. Gene Ontology annotation, cellular component: chromosome; nucleus; meiotic cohesin complex. NCBI's taxonomy places the organism in Eukaryota, Metazoa, Chordata, Hyperoartia, Petromyzontiformes, Petromyzontidae.